Molecule: messenger RNA, 921 nt
Organism: Trichoderma reesei QM6a
Lineage: Eukaryota; Fungi; Ascomycota; Sordariomycetes; Hypocreales; Hypocreaceae
Product: trichodiene synthase
Exons: 2
Coding region: 1-921 (306 amino acids)
Molecular function (GO): carbon-oxygen lyase activity, acting on phosphates
Source: RefSeq, a predicted model, not a curated record
AUGUCAGAUGAAUAUGUCGCAAAUCAUGUUCGAAAUCUGGUCGCUAUGAUGGGGUUUGAUAUGCGGAAGAGCUUGAGGGAUCGUGAUUUGGAGCUUGAGGCCAAGGUGAUGGACAAACUCAUGGAAUUGGGGCUCUCAUCGACGGAUUCGAAGAAACCUCUGGAGCGGUUUCUCAAAAGUGGCUGCCUGCUUGCCUCGCUUUACUACAGGCAUCAUCCCACGGAUGCAAAGGUCUACACAGCAAUCCACGCUAUUCUGCUGUUGGGGGUCGACGAUUAUUUUUCGGAUGUUUCUUUGACUCGCACGUUCGCACAUAAAUUCGGGACACGCAAAGCUCAAGGCCAUCCGCUCCUGGAUUGUGUAGCGCGUCUCCUGAGAGACGAGACUCCGAAGAUCUUUGGACCCUUUACAACGAACAUGAUCAUCACUUCAACCCUCGAUGGAAUCAAUGGCUUCUCAUUAGAAGCUACGUUUCCACGAGGUUUUCUCAGGGCGAUGCCUGGAUUUUCAUGCUGGUUGAGGUCUUGUACUGGGUGGUCGGCCGCCUAUGCAUGUUUUAUAUUCCCCAACACGAAGUUUCCGGAGUCUGAAUACCUUGGCCGUUAUGUGCAGAUCAUGCCCAAUCUACGCGAUAUAAUCUGUUACGUGAACGACAUACUUUCCUUUUACAAAGAAAGGGUUGUCGCCAAAGAAGGCUGCUUCAUAUCGAAUCUUGCGCAGGAGAAGUCGAUGGAUGACUAUUCGACUCUAGCAUUGGUGUGCGAUUAUGUACUGUCUCUGGAUAAGGAGAUCCGGGAGUUUCUGGCUGAGGAUGAAAUAAUUUUAGGCGCAUACGCUGAUUUUAUGCUUGGCUAUAUGGAGUGGCACUUCCAGGUGGAAAGAUAUCGCUUGAAUGAGCUGGGCUUGACUCUGAAGUCGUAG